Messenger RNA from Didymella exigua CBS 183.55, 969 nucleotides. Its product is annotated as isoflavone reductase family protein. Bases 1 to 969 code for a protein of 322 amino acids. NCBI's taxonomy places the organism in Eukaryota, Fungi, Ascomycota, Dothideomycetes, Pleosporales, Didymellaceae. The transcript has 2 exons. The record is from RefSeq and is a predicted model, not a curated record.
AUGGCGAUUGAAAAGGUCAUGAUCAUUGGCAACUGGGAGCUGUGUCUGAGCAUCAUCAACGCCCUCAAACCAGCCGAUAAGGGCCAGCUGCAUUCGAACUUGCAGCUUUCGGUCCUCACCAAACCCUCUCAGUGGCUGCAUCUGCCACCACACCUCUCGACCGAUGCUGUCAGUCACCAAAAGUCAGACUUCUCGCCCGCCUCGCUCGAGUCUGCACUGGCCGGGCAGGACCUUGUUAUCAGUACCACGGCCGGAGGAGACUCAGAUCAGCAGAUCAGGAUCAUAGAUGCAGCAAUCGCAGCCGGCGUCCGGGGCUUCGUACCGCACGAGUUUGGCCACGACACGCUGAACAAGGGGGUAUCGAGCCGGGUAGCAAAGUCUGGUGGGCGCGCAAAGGUCAUAGAGUAUCUUCGGGAGGCGUGUAAGAAAACUGCAGGCUUCGAGUGGGUCGGGGUAGCGACAGGAUACACGCUGGACACCGGGCUCAUCAGCGGCAACAUGGGCGUUGAUAUGGAGUGGCACAGUGCAACUCUCCACGGCACCGGCACCGAGACGUUCGCAGCGUCGAGUCUGCAGCGAGUGGGCCAAGUCGUAGCACGCGUGAUUGUCGACUGGGAUGAAGUCGCGAACCAGUACAUCUAUGCAGCCGGCACGCUGACGUCGGCCAACGAGGUCCUGCGCAGUGCCGAGAAAACUACGCAGCGGGAGUUCACAGUCGGCAACUACGACGUCGAAGACUGCAUCAAGGAGGGCGAAGCACGCAUCCAGCGCGGCUAUCCCGACUCUGGCAUGUUCCUGCUGGAACGCAGCAUCCUCUACGACGAAGGACUCGAUGCGGCCGAGCCUUUCCAAAGAUGCAGUAGCAACAAGCUUUUACAGCUCGAGUCCGAGUCGGUCGAGACGAUCGUUGCGAAUGCUUACCACGAGCUCAGGCACCACGGGAAGCCUGGCUGUGGAUGCUCAUGGUAA